Messenger RNA from Penicillium brasilianum, 234 nucleotides. The record is from the annotation of a GenBank genome assembly. Lineage: Eukaryota; Fungi; Ascomycota; Eurotiomycetes; Eurotiales; Aspergillaceae.
AUGGCGACUGAAACUCCAGAACCCACACAGAAUGAGGAUCCACCUCGGACGCCGGAGGAGGAGUUCGAUUUUGAGACGCAAGAUCGUCCCGACCGUGGCUUGGUUCAACUCAAAACCUAUCGCCCGGCUGAGAAGACGUUCAUCAAAAUCGGAGAUGUCACCACAAUCCCCGAGGGACUCGCGGGCAAUGAAUUUUUUGUCUCGCGUGAAAUCUUGCUACUUUCCAUUAUAUGA